Striga asiatica is the source of this 1205-nucleotide messenger RNA. The record is from the annotation of a GenBank genome assembly. NCBI's taxonomy places the organism in Eukaryota, Viridiplantae, Streptophyta, Magnoliopsida, Lamiales, Orobanchaceae.
CAAACUCUCUCUCUCUCUCUCUCAAAUCUCCCACUCCAAAUAAAUUCCAUUUCCCUUCUGUUGCUACUGACAAAAACUACAGCAAACCUCCUCGUCUCACCACUUUCUCGUUUCUCUUCUCUCUAUCCCUCGCACACAGUACACAUAUAGAGAGAGAAACUGAAGAAAAAUCCAAAAAAACAAGAAACCCACAAGAAAAAAGUAAUCUUUGUGCCAAGAAUAAGCGAAGAACAAGAAAAUGCUGCCAUUUAGGACACUUCAAGAAGCAGAGCUUUUUCUAGGUAGAAAUCUGACAUUUGCAGAGGAGUUAUGGUUCAAAUACUCUGCCCAAAAAUCGGAUUAUUUUCUGUACUGCCACAACACGAUUUUCCUGUUCAUUUUCUACACGGUGCUGCCAUUGCCGUACGUGGCUUUGGAGCUCACGCGCUCCCAAAGGAUCGAUAAGUACAAAAUCCAGCCAAAGACCAAGAACUCGCUUUCGGAUAUGCUCGAUUGCUACAUAAAAGUUCUCAAGACGUUUGUUGUUGCUGUUGUGCCCCUGCAAAUCUUUUCUUUUCCCGUCAUUCAGAUGAUUGGAAUCAGAACAAGUUUGCCACUACCGUCAGGCUCCGAACUUUUCUGGCAAAUAUUGACAUACUUUUUAGUCGAGGACUAUGCGAAUUAUUGGAUGCACAGAUUUCUACAUAAAAAAUGGGGCUACGAAAAUAUCCACCGAGUCCACCACGAGUACACGGCCCCAAUUGGGUUUGCAGCCCCUUACGCUCAUUGGGCCGAGGUCAUAACCCUGGGCUUGGCCUCAUUUCUUGGCCCAGUUAUUGCUCCAGGGCAUAUGGUCACUUUCUGGCUAUGGAUGAUUGUGAGGCAAAUGGAAGCCGUCGAGACUCACAGUGGGUAUGACUUCCCGUGGAGUCCUUUGAAGUACAUUCCGUUUUAUGGUGGGGCCGUUUUCCAUGACUACCAUCACUACGUGGGAGGGAAAAGCCAAAGUAACUUUGCGUCGGUUUUUACAUACUGUGAUUACAUCUAUAGGACAGACAAGGGAUAUCGGUACAAGAAAGAAGUUUUCGACAAGACAAAGGAAAAAACUGACCUGAAGCAAGAGUGAGUGAGUGCAGAGAGUUUCCAGGCUGAAUCUACACAAGAGUCUAAGUAGAGGGCCAGGAGUGUAACUAAAUGAACAAUAAUUUUUUUUUUUUUUCAUUUUU